Molecule: messenger RNA, 2700 nt
Organism: Lagopus muta (rock ptarmigan)
Lineage: Eukaryota; Metazoa; Chordata; Aves; Galliformes; Phasianidae
Gene: C1QTNF7
Product: C1q and TNF related 7
Exons: 6
Coding region: 795-1667 (290 amino acids)
Molecular function (GO): protein binding
Source: RefSeq, a predicted model, not a curated record
CCACAGCUGAGCCCGGACGGGCAGGUCUCCGGGCUGCAGGCCUGAUGGGGUAGGGGCCAGCGGAUUCCUCAUUCUCAUGCACACAAUGCCACUUUUAUGCCACAACCCGCCCCUCCCCUGACAGCUCCAUGCCGUUCCCUCGGGCCCUGUCGCUGUCACACAGAGCAGAGCUCAGCGCUGCACCUUCGCUCCCUGUUGGGAGCUGCAGCCGCCAUGACGCCUCCCCUCGGCUCCUCCGCUCUGGGCUGCAUGAACCAAGGGACUUCAGACACUGCUCGUGUGUCCUCUAGACCCUUCCCCAUCUCUGUAGGUCUCCUUUGGACACUCUCUAACAGCUUUUGUCCUUAUAUUGCGAUGCCCAAACCUGCAUCCGGUGCUCAAGGGGUGAUAUCCACUGCUGUCCCACGAAAUGAAUAGGAGUAAGAUGCAGCAACUCAUGUUUUCCUGGACUGGUGCAGAAAGAAGCAAGCAUGGGAAUGAGGGCUGUGUUCUCUGAAUGAUCUUUAAAAAUUCAAGCUCCUUCGGCACGACCCGAAAGAAGGGUGUUGCUUUUCCUGGAAAAAAUAGGUGUCAUCUACUCAAAUGUGAAGAAACCAGUGGACUUCAAUUUGCUUCUGUGCUGUCAGUCAGCUCUGAAGUAAUGGACAACUCCAACAAAACCCCCCACAGACAUGCUCUGAGAGUCCAGCAAGUGAAUUAGAAGAAACAACUCGACUCACAAUAUCUCACCUGACUCAUGACUGAAUCUCAGCUAAUGCAACGCUAGUUUUGAACACCUUUGUAUAUCAGAUUCAAUGAUGUUUGUGUUGCUGUACAUCACAAGUUUUGCCAUCUACACCAGUGAACAACCACUUCAAAACCAGUUCAAAGGAGAGAACUACCAUACCAGAUACAUCUGCAGUAUCCCUGGGUUGCCAGGUCCCGUGGGCCCCCCCGGAGCUAACGGAGCCCCAGGGCCACAUGGACGCAUUGGUCUUCCAGGAAGAGAUGGUAGAGAUGGCAGGAAAGGAGAAAAAGGUGAAAAGGGGAGCGCAGGUUUAAGAGGAAAAACUGGGCCAUUAGGACCAACCGGAGAGAAAGGAGACCAAGGUCAGUCUGGGAAAAAAGGACCAGGAGGACUGAUUGGUGCCAAGGGUGAAGUAGGUCCAGCUGGACCACCUGGACCUAAGGGAGAUAAAGGAGACCGAGGAGAGCCAGGUGCACCAGGGGUCUGUAAGUGUGGGAAGAUAGUGCUGAAAUCUGCCUUUUCUGUUGGCAUCACCACCAGCUACCCUGAGGAAAGACUACCAAUUGUAUUCAAUAAAGUCCUCUUCAAUGAGGGUGAACAUUACAACCCUUCCACAGGGAAGUUUAUUUGUGCCAUCCCAGGGAUUUAUUAUUUUUCUUAUGACAUCACUUUGGCAAAUAAGCACCUUGCGAUUGGGCUGGUUCACAACGGGAAGUACCGCAUAAAGACAUUUGAUGCAAACACAGGAAACCACGACGUCGCUUCUGGAUCCACUGUGAUCUACCUUCAGCCAGAAGAUGAAGUAUGGCUUGAGAUCUUCUACACUGACCAAAACGGUCUCUUUUCAGACCCAACAUGGGCAGACAGCUUGUUUUCUGGAUUUCUCUUAUAUGUUGAUACAGAUUAUCUUGAUGCUUUGUCAGACGAAGAUGAGCUCUGAAGCAGAUAAUGCCAAAUCACAGCCAAACGACAAGCCAGCACAUGACUUUAUCUAGCCGUGUGUGGGACACAAAGUGGAAAAUGAAUAACUUGGGAAUUUAUUUUUGCUUUGACAGGAACCAAAUCUGAGUUCAGAUGGAGAUUCGUAGAAUCUGGAUUCUUUACCGAACAACAGGGAUAUCAAAAGGAACUAUAAUUCAUAAAAGACUGCAUUGCUUCAGGACAGACUCCUCAUGGAAGUUAUGUUUACGAUACUAUUUAAACAAAUUUAAGAUACUGUACAUUGGAUUUUAUAUAAAAUAUAUUAAGUUACAAAGUAGAAUUGAUAUUUUGUAUACGAUAUUAAAGAAAAAUUGAACAAUUGACAGCAAUAUUGUCCUUGGUCAUUAUGAGACAGGUAAUAUAUUAAAAACAAAGAAAACUUUUUUUUAAAGGGAGGAAUAAAAUAGAGAUGUCUGCUGGACAGGUCAGAAGCAUGUUCUUAUCUGAUAUUUACACCAACAAAAGAUAUUUGUGAGCAGUUAACCUCCUAAUAUUUCAUGAAAAUUUCUACCAGCUGAGGACAGCCUAAUUGCAGUCCAGAAAGAACAGAAUAAAGAUAUUAAACAUACAAAAUAAUUAAAAGUUGACUGAGCUAAAAACACAUAGAUACAAUCAGUAUUCUACUUAGUGUUUUCAGUGUAAGUGGGUUUGCUAUUAUUGCAAUGUUAUUCAAUGUCUUUUUCAAAAAUGUGGAACAAAAUAUAAACCUGCUGAAAAAGAAAAAAAAAAGAUGUCAAAAAUGUGAUAGAACAGUAACAGUAAGGAGAAUAAAUUAUAUAGAACAAAUGGAGUCGCAUCACUUAAGCAGAAUUACUUGUACUCUAAGAUGGCCAAAAGCAAUAAAAUAACUUUAGGUCACAGAUGAGAUGGAAGACUGAAUUCAGGAGAUCAGUGAACCUGGAAAAGAUACAGGGGACACUGCGGAUAGUCAGAAUAUAGGUUGUAAGAGUAGGCUGUUGCUUUGGAUGUAUGAUCAGUGGCCAUUCAAGUUG